Messenger RNA from Schistocerca gregaria, 3002 nucleotides. RefSeq lists its product as uncharacterized. The record is from RefSeq and is a predicted model, not a curated record. The coding region runs from base 70 to 2448 and encodes 792 amino acids. NCBI's taxonomy places the organism in Eukaryota, Metazoa, Arthropoda, Insecta, Orthoptera, Acrididae. The transcript is spliced from 6 exons.
GAAAGACGUUUCAUAGGAGUCUACAGCCUGUUCGAAAUCUGCCUGGCGCCUGAGCCGCCACCCGCCUGGAUGGCAGCAGUGGCACGGCUGGUGCCGGUCAACUCCGGCCUGGAACUGCCUGAGCCUGAACUGGAAGGUCGGUGGGCCACAGGCGACGAGGGCUGCGGUGGCGUCGUGGCGGCGAUCCGCGAACUCUCCGUGGCAGAGGCCAACGAACUCGCCUGUAACCUCGUCUGCCGCAUCCCGGCUGACUGCAUCGACUCCUGCUCUCUACAGGGAUGGAACGACACGGAGUGGAACGUGAAAUCGCUGACAGCUGAUCACGUACGGCGUCCCGUCCUCUCCCAGUUAGUGAACGCCGUUCAGCGCAUCACAACUGCCAUAGUCGCUAGAAGAAGAUGUGAUGACUAUGAAUACAUCCAUUUUGGUGCGGACACAUCCAACAGAACAGCACUCAGGGCCAAGGUACAGGUUCGCCUGGAAUCCUUCUCCACCUACUGGCGAGACACUGCGCAGCUGCUCUCACUUGGUGUUACAUACAUUUCUCAACUGUUCAUUCCACUCGCAUUCGAACACAUGGGUAACCACACGACUGAUCAGCAACUCCAUGAAUGGGUUAAGAACAUGAAACAUUUGAGAAACAUACUUGACACGAAAUUGAGCGGUUGGAUACAUGACGUACAAGCUGUCAGCGAGCUGAUAAUGAACUACAAGAUACCUGUAGAAGAGAAAGACCAGCCUGGGAAGUAUGUAUUCAGGGAACCACGUUUGUAUAAUGACGUACUGGACUAUCACGAACAACAGCUCUUCCUACGUGACAACUUCAGCGCGCUGUGUGAGAACCAACAACCACAGGCAUCUCAAAUGUUCGGCCUCGCCGACGCUCUGUACUCCGUCUACCGUUCCUUCAGAUUCAACACUCUACAGGCAUUACCUUACGCCAUAACGAAUACAAUAGGUGAAGAGUGGCAGCUCGAGGACAAAAGCAGCGCCACUCUCAACGUGGACACUGACUGCAUGCAGCUGUUGGCGAACGCGCUGGACCACCCCACGUGUCCACUGGAGGACCUGCCACCAGAAACCAUCAAGCAGCGCCAGCAGUGUCGCGUGCAGCUGUGGGACGACAUGGCGCAGAGAUGGCCCCACAUACCUGUCACCAGCUACCUGGCCUACACGCAGAGGGCGAACGUCAACCUAUGUCUACUCGCUUGGAUGACAGUCAACUCGUUCAGCAUUUGUCAGGAUGUCCCCUUUAGUAUCACACAGUCAGUGCAUGAUGCUCGCUGCUAUUUUGAUACUCCUGACAACGAAUCGUGUCUGGAAUCGAAGGUUACAGAUGCGAUCUGCUCCGUUUCCAGAGCUAUUCUAUUGCAGAAGUGUCACGAUUUUUAUUCCUCUGAGCGUGUCGAGGAUUGCAGUGUAGGCCUAGUACUUGAAACAAAAGAUCGAUAUGGAUCACUGAAAUAUACAUCUUACGAAGAAGGAAGGCCAACGGGAACAACACUGAACUACAAAGACAGUUUGAACAGAGCCACCUUGAAAUACAAGAAUUUUAAAAUCGAUUUUUUAAAACCUUUAGAAAUCUCGUUCAUAGCAGUAAAUUUUUUUUUCCGCUUUUUGACUGCCGCAGUAUACGUGUACCUUCCCGUUUUACGUAAUUUACCUGGGAAAAUAUUCUUGUCCUUUCAGAUCACAGGUAUCAUCCAGAUCUUGUGUUCAGAGGUCGUGUAUCGUAUGACAGGUGUCCUCGACUUACCUACAAUCGUACUGAUUGAUAGCUCCCUCACGCUUCUCAGCUGUAUCUGGCUAAACACAUUCUGUUACCAAAUGUACGCUUGCGUUCGUCAUCUGAGACUUCCUAACGAUCUUCUACCUGCUGAGGCAAGCGAAGUAUUCCGUCGUCAGGUGUUCUAUGCACUAAUGCCUUGGAUUAUAGCAUGCACAGUAUGUACUGCAUUUGAAAAAUCAAACAAUUAUUACUUGAUCCACAGUCGAAUAAUAUUUCUCGUGUGUAUUUCGCUGUCAGUAGCUUUCAAUUUGCUUUGUCUAGGACUGGCGGGGUACUUGUUUAUCCGAACUCGGAACUCCUUGCAGCAACUCAAAAUAUCUACAAACAAUAAAUUUGCCUCAAAGAAACAACUUGUUUUUAUGUCAGUUAAGGCUGUUAUUUUAAGCGGAAUAGGUAUAAUAAUUAGAAUUGGGCUCCACCAGGCAGAAGGUAUUGCACAGCUUGUGUACUAUGUUCAUAUAGCUACGAUGGUUCAGGGACCACUGCUGUUCGUUUUUUUCAUUUGCAACGAGUCAACGCUCCCUGUACUCAGGAACAGAUUAUUGGCAGUUUGGUAUCCGGACAUCAUCGUUCCCGGGCAGGAGCUCUGUUCGUCGGCAGAGCGAAAUCUGGCAAACAGAAUCAACGUACAGUUUCCGACAGCGGAAAUUUCACUGUAAUCCCCACGAAUAAAGGUUUGUCUUCAUUGUAGAUGUGACCAGCCGUAAAGGUUGAAUCUAGCUGAUGCGUCAGUAUGAACUGGAACCGAUAUCGUACAGCAAGUGCCUCAGUUUUCUCAUUUGUUAAUUAUACGUAAACAGGGGCUUAUUUGUACAUACUCGUGUCUGCCCAAAGAUUUUAAUGCACUGAGAUUAAGUAGUUACUAAAACUGAGUCUGAAUAAAAAUAAGAGGUAAGGUUUUGCCCCACUUCUUGUACCCAACCAUAUGACGAAUUAUUGACAGGAAUUUUUUAUGUUACACUUCUAAUAGGACAGUCCGAGAUUCGAUCUUCGACUGUUCCUCAGAACUAUAUUUUUAUGGAAAUUUUGCAGGACUUUCUUCUCCAUCAGUGCUUCGUUUACAUGAUAAUUAUUGUAACACCUUAAAAUCUAUGUUGAGAUGGAAUUUUUGAUUGUGUCUUUAACUUUUUAUAUAUCCUUUUCAUUAAAAUUGUUGAUGUUAUCUUAAAUAUGUAAAUUUUACAUAUCUGUGCAAAAAUUGUACAUGCGUAUG